This is a messenger RNA of Ananas comosus (pineapple), 1416 nucleotides long. RefSeq names its product leucine-rich repeat receptor-like protein kinase PXC2. Bases 1 to 1416 code for a protein of 471 amino acids. The record is from RefSeq and is a predicted model, not a curated record. Gene Ontology annotation, molecular function: protein binding. NCBI's taxonomy places the organism in Eukaryota, Viridiplantae, Streptophyta, Magnoliopsida, Poales, Bromeliaceae. The transcript has a single exon.
AUGGAGAGGUAUGCACAUCUCUUUGUCUCCUUCUCCUUGCUGUUCUCCUUCUUAAAUUACUCCUUGUUUGUUGAUAAGUCUAUGGCCUCACCGUUCCAACUCAACCAUGACCAACUAAACAUCAUGGUAAAUCUCUCCAAGAGCCUCUCUCCUUAUUCUAUGAGUGAGUGGAACACCAGUGACCCAAAUCCUUGCCUUUGGGAGAGGGUCACUUGCUCCGCCGGCACCUCGACCGUCGUGACCGGCCUCUCCCUCUCCAAUCUCGGAAUCUACACUGCCGCUAAUGUCAGCGACUUCUUUAGCAUUCUUUGUCGCCUCGACACCUUACAAAACCUCGACUUCUCGCAAAACUACAUAGCUACGAUACCUGAUUCGUUUUUCUCCAAUUGCACCGGCCUCUCCGGGUUGAAGUCCCUCGAUCUCAGCUACAAUGAUUUGGUUGGCCCGGUUCGUAAUUUCUCGAGCUUUGUGAAUUUGGAGACUCUGGACUUGUCCCACAACUUACUAGAAGGAACUGUGGGAACCCAGUUGAGUUCCUUAUCCAAAUUGAAAAGCUUGAAUCUUGGCUCUAAUUUAUUGAUGGGAACCAUCCCCACUUUCGUCAUCGACGGUAGAAGAGUUGCGGUCUUUGAAGAGCUUGUGCUUUCGCAUAAUCACUUCACUGGCACGAUACCCAGUGAGAUUUUUGAGUAUGAGAAUCUUACUAUGUUGGAUCUUAGUACAAAUAGCCUAUCUGGGACCAUACCAGAAAAGAUUGGAAUGCUCUCCAAUUUGAAAACUCUCGACCUUUCUUCCAAUCAACUAACCGGAAGACUUCCGGCUACUUUAUCCAACAUCUCAGCCCUCUGUCGAUUCGCAGCUAAAAGAAACAACUUAACUGGAAAUAUUCCAAGUAUUUCCAAAUUUUUGUGUGUUUUGGAUCUCAGCUACAACAACCUUGGUGGGGAGAUCCCAUCUGAUCUCCUCGCAUCUCCUAAUUUGGAGUAUGUUUAUCUCUUUGGUAAUCGUCUCAGAGGGGCUAUUCCCACAAAUCUAUCUAUAGGGCUUUUCAUUCUGCAACUCAGUGGAAACCUUCUAUCUGGAAUAAUCCCGACAUCAAUAGGAAAGCUCUCGAAAUUGGAUUACUUGGAUCUCUCUUCGAAUGCGCUGUACGGCGAGCUACCAAAGGAGAUUGGUAAUCUUCAUGAAUUGGUCUCCUUGGAGCUUCAAAUGAAUAAUCUUAGCGGGGAGAUCCCAUUUGAUUUUCUUGCAUCUCCUAAUUUGGAGUAUGUUGAUCUCUCUAGUAAUCGGCNAAGUCCCUUAAUCUCAGCUACAAUGAUUUGGGUGGCCCGGUUCGUAAUUUCUCGAGCUUUGCCAGUUUGGAGACUCUGGGCUUGUCCUAUAACUCCUUACAAGGAACUGUUGCAACCCAGUUGA